Molecule: messenger RNA, 1680 nt
Organism: Penicillium coprophilum
Lineage: Eukaryota; Fungi; Ascomycota; Eurotiomycetes; Eurotiales; Aspergillaceae
Product: alpha-keto acid decarboxylase family protein
Exons: 1
Coding region: 1-1680 (559 amino acids)
Molecular function (GO): magnesium ion binding; thiamine pyrophosphate binding; carboxy-lyase activity
Source: RefSeq, a predicted model, not a curated record
AUGACGACGGUUGGAAGUUAUCUGGCCACCCGGCUGGCUCAGAUUGGUAUCAAGAGGCACUUUGUUGUGCCGGGAGACUACAACCUCCUCUUGUUGGACAAAUUGCAGGAGCAUCCCGAUCUGAACGAGAUCAACUGUACGAAUGAAUUGAACUGCUCCAUGGCCGCUGAAGGCUAUGCACGAGCUCAGGGAGUGGCGGCAUGUGUGGUCACUUACAGUGUUGGUGCUUUCUCGGCUUUCAACGGCAUUGGAAGUGCAUAUGGUGAAAACCUUCCUGUCAUUCUCAUCAGCGGUUGCCCCAACACCAAUGAUGCAGGUGAUUUCAAUCUUCUUCACCACACAAUUGGAACCCACGACUUUGAUUAUCAGCUGGAAAUGGCCAAGAAAAUCACCACUGCUGCCGUUUCCAUCCGUCGCGCCUCGGAUGCGCCGCAUAUGAUCGACUCUACCAUCCGCCAAGCACUCCUCACGCAAAAGCCCGUAUACAUCGAGCUUGCUACCAAUUUGGCAACCCAGCCAUGUGUGCUCCCCGGACCAGAGUCGGUGAUUCUGGAAUCCGUCAAAAGCGAUCCUAUCGUCCUCAAGGACGCGGUUCACCAAGCGGCGCGCCUUUUGUCACAAAAGGGUAAGCCCACUAUCUUGGUCGGCCCGAAAGUCAGAUCUGCCCAAGCCGAGCUCGCUGUCCUACAACUGGCAGAGGCAUUGGGCUGCGCAGUGGCAGUGAUGCCUAGUGCCAAGUCAUUCUUCCCGGAGACGCAUCCUCAGUAUGCUGGGAUUUACUGGGGUCUGGCCAGCACCUUGGGUGCUCAGGCCAUCGUGGACUGGUCAGACCUAGUCAUCUGCGUUGGCACAGUCUUCACGGACUAUAGCACUGUCGGUUGGACGGCUCAGCCGGCCCCAGGCGUACGCCUGACAGCCGAUGUCGACCAGGUCCAAUUCCCAGGCACAGACAGCUCUCGCGUUUACUUGGCCGAGUUCCUGUCUGCACUGUCCCUCCAGGCAAAGAGAAACCCGACAACGAUGGUGGAAUAUAAGCGUCUGAGCCCACCCGAGCCAAUCGUCACUGCCAGUCCCGCAAAGGAGCAGCUCUCACGGAAGGAGAUGGCUCGGCAGAUCAGUGGUCUUGUUACGGCAAAGACUACCAUCUUUGCCGAUACAGGCGACUCAUGGUUCAACGGUAUUCAAAUGCGGCUCCCAGAAGGAGCCCGAUUCGAGAUUGAAAUGCAAUGGGGUCACAUUGGAUGGUCCGUCCCCGCGUCGUUCGGUUAUGCGGUGGCGCAACCUGAUAGACAAGUCAUCACGAUGGUAGGAGAUGGGUCGUUCCAGAUGACAGCGCAGGAAGUAUCUCAAUUGACCCGACUGCGCAUUCCUAUGAUCAUCUUCCUGAUCAACAACAUUGGAUACACCAUUGAAGUCGAGAUUCAUGAUGGUAUUUACAACAACAUCAAGAACUGGGACUAUGCUGCCUUUGUCGAGUCAUUUAAUGCCAAAGAUGGUCAGGGUCGCGGAUUCCGCGCCACCACUGCAGGAGAGCUACAUUCGGCGAUUGAAUCCGCGAAGAAGAACCGAAACGGACCCAGUCUGAUUGAGUGUGUCAUUGACCGUGAUGACUGCACCAAGGAGCUGAUCAGCUGGGGCCACUUCGUGGCCGCCGCUAAUGGUCGCGCUCCCAGAGUAUAA